Messenger RNA from Fukomys damarensis (Damara mole-rat), 5832 nucleotides. RefSeq names its product GPRIN family member 3 (gene Gprin3). NCBI's taxonomy places the organism in Eukaryota, Metazoa, Chordata, Mammalia, Rodentia, Bathyergidae. Gene Ontology annotation, biological process: neuron projection development. The record is from RefSeq and is a predicted model, not a curated record. The transcript is spliced from 2 exons. The coding region runs from base 204 to 2498 and encodes 764 amino acids. Gene Ontology annotation, cellular component: plasma membrane.
AACGAUUUCCUUGGUGUGAAGAUUCAACAUGGCUAAAUAGAGGUGCAGCCACCUUGGAGCUACUCAGAGAAAAUCAACUAAAAACACAGUCCAGUAUUUCAGAGGACUCGUCCCUGGCUGUGUAUUUAUCCUGAGAACUAACAGCUUCCCAGAAGAAACAUCACGCAAGGGAGGGCACUGGAGUGUUCUUAGAGAAAAAUUCCAUGGGGACUGUACCUGACCCUCUGAGAUCCACAAAAGCUUCCCUGAUUGCAGUUGCUGGAAGAGAAGAGCCUCAAGAACUGCAGGCUGCCUCACCCCGGCACCAACCAGCUCAACUGGGUAGGGAUACCAAUGGCCUUGCGGGCUUCCCUACAGAACCCAGCCUCGGCCCCAGAACAGCUGCUGAGUCUCUGAUGCAGGCUUUUGAGCAUGAGACCACCCAGCCAGACAUGUCUUCCCCUGGUGUCUUCAAUGAGGUGGCGAAGGCAUCUCCCACACACAAUUCUCCUGGUCAUUCCCAGCUGCCAGGAAGCAGCGAGCCCAUAGCACCAGCCCAGAGUCCCACAGGCAGAAAGGAUCUUAUACGCACACCAUUGACAAUGCCAGCCCAUCAGCACAUUCACCAGGCCACCCAAGGUGAACGGCCCAGUGCCAGUGCCUCAGGGGUACCUGAAGAUUCCUCAGUGACGUUGCAGAGAACCUCAGAUGGAGAGCAACCUGAGAGGUUAAGUUGUCCUGCCGUGGGCACCGGUGGCAGCAACAAAGAGCAAGUGCUCUGUGAUUUUCCUUCUGAGGAAACUAUCCAGGGAAUGGCACCGACUCCAAAUACAGAAGCCAUGGUGUGCAGUCCUUCAUCCUGUCCUGCAGGUGGACAAGAAAGAAAAAAGGAGCAAGCUGUCUGUGACUCCAUGGGUAGGUCCUGUGACCCCCCAGCAGGAGAAGAUGGAUGUGCAGACAACAAACAGCCCCCGGCCACUGCCUCCUCAAACACCCGAGGUGUAACUUCUCCUCUACCCCACCUCACUAGCAAAGGCUCCACGUGUCCUCCAGAUCCAGAGAAGGAGCUGUUGCCAGCACAUGAGGUGUCAAGGUUCAAAGAAGCCAGCACGAUGACCAACCAAGUUGAAAAUGUAAAGGAAGUCUCCAGCAGAACCCAGCAAGAUGCUGAGGUACAGGCAGUGGCGAGUGUGGAGAGCAGAUCUGUCUCCACCAGCCCUAGCAUCCUCACUGCAUUCUUAAAGGAAAUCCCUGCCCCUGAGCUUUUGGAACAACAAGAGCAGCUGCGUGUCAUUUUCCAUGGUAGUGGUAGUGAGAGCCAUGUGCUAGAACUCUCUAACACCAUGCCAGAACUUCAGGAAUCGGGUCAGUGUCCUGGCACUAUGCCACAGGUGCACAUCCAGGUGGCUUCAGCUGUUUCUGCAGCUGUCCAAGGGGACCAUAAACCAGUGAACCAACCAGAUGAAGUCCUUAAAACCACGUCAAUCAAUGUGGCCUGCAGUCAUGCCCAUGAUAUUUUCAAAGAGGAUGGGAAGUCAGCAGGAAUGACCCCUCCCGAGGAAGAGCCAACCUGUACACAGCUUUCAGGUACUAAUUCUAGCUCCCUGAAGUCUAGCUCCACUAACCAUAUUUCUAGCAUUGCAGGCACUGAAGCUGACAAUAGUCGUGGUUUGGGGAAAUAUGAAACUGAGCUCUCUGAGUUUGUAGUGAAAACCACAGAGGACCACAAAACAGGUUCAAAUUGCAAACACUCUGACUCCUGUACCAGAAGAGAUGACCAGUCCAGGAGUUCGGAGCCCACUAAUAAAGGAGGUGCAAAGGAGAGGAAGUCUGAGUCUUCUCGAAUAGUAAAAGAGCAAGAGUCUGUUGGCACCAGUGCUCCGGAUGCUAAGACACUACUGCUCCAUCCUAAAUCUAAAGAAAAUGGAGGUUCGGGAUCCACACCCUCCCCACUUAAGAAGAACCAGGAAGGCGUCUCAGAAGACAACAGACAGACCAAGACGGCCACAAGCCUAAGCCUGCCAUCCGAUUCCAUGGGGGACUCCAGCCCAGGUUCUGGAAAGCGGACCCCUUCUCGCUCCGUCAAAGCCAGCCCACGCCGGGCCAGCCGGGUCAGCGAGUUCCUCAAGGAGCUGAAUGUGACAGCGGCCGCUGCUCAGGUGGGACUCACGCCAGGAGAGAAGAAGAAGCAGCUGAGCACAGACUCCAAGCUGAAACAGUCCAAGCGUGUCAGGGACGUGGUGUGGGACGAGCAGGGCAUGACCUGGGAAGUGUACGGUGCCUCGCUAGACCCGGAGUCCCUGGGAAUCGCCAUCCAGAACCAUUUACAAAGACAAAUUAAGGAACAAGAGAAAUUAAUCAAAACGCAAAGUGGUCAGACCCGGAGAUCCAUUUCCUCAGAUACUUCUUCAAAUAAGAAGCUCAAAGGCAGGCAGCAGAGUGUUUUCCAGUCCGUGCUGCAGAACUUUCGACGCCCUAACUGUUGUGUCCGUCCUGCCCCAUCUUCUGUGUUAGACUGAAAAGGAGUCCAAGUAUACAUCCAUGGUAUUCAUGUGUGCCCAUCUAUGCCAAGGAAGAGACCAGGAAGAAAAAGCAAGUGUUAACUACAGCCACUUGAUUAAGAAAGUGUGUGUCCUUUAACUGAUGGCCCAUAAGUAAAAAUGCCAUUUCAACUGGAAAGUAAGCAGGAGAAGAAAAGCAAAUUUCACCGAAGGUUUUCAUCCCUAAAUAAGUGAAAAUACUGUUCAACGGGUUGUAAAAAAAAAUAUGGUGUUGCUUAUAGAAAUAACAUUAUCAUUGUACAUGUGUCAUUUUGUAUCACUGCCUCAAUUUAUCACAUGAUGGUAUAUCCAUUAAAGAUCCUCACUUUAUAUUAAAAAGCAAAAAAAAAAAAAAACACUACUAGCAAAAAUCUUACUGCAGUCCUAUUACAGUAAGAAUAUUAUUACCACACAAAAUUUAAGUAGGUAAUAAGAACCACAAUGUAAUAAACUUGAAACAAAUUUGACUUAUUCCUAGGCCAGAUAUCUUUAAAUACAUAAAACACCAAAUAUGAAUUAGCAUUUGUAAAUGUCUUCAGACAACCUUUUUAUCAACCUUGUUACAUAUACAAGAAAGUAAUGUUAGGAAAAUUAACUAAGCUUUUGAAUAUGAGUAAUAUCUAAAUCAACCAUGAAUUUAUAUGUACACAUUUUCCUGUGCAAAAGAUUCUGAACAAAUUAAAUUCUUGUUUUCUUACACCAGAGAAAGUAUAUGGAACUGGAUUCUUGGAAGGAAUCAUCAAAUUAUAAUAAUUGCAGAUUUUAUGUUAUCCUGUAAUAUACUACUGAGAGCAUUACCUUUCUGAUACAGAAUAAUAAAUAGCAGAUUACCAAACACUUUUCUCUGUGUCAAUACAAGGCAAGGCUCCUGAGUAAAAGAAAUACUAUAUUUAAUCUUAAUUUCUGUAAACAGCAUGAAAGUAGUGUAUUUCUUUUGAUUUAGUUUGGUAGCAUCUAGUAACAAAUAUAAUCAACACCAAAUGGAACACAGGCUUUCUUGGAUGAUACAAAUAUCAAUUUAAUUGCUUAAGUCUAUGAUCUGGAGCAAGAAAGUAAUUUCUGAAAAUUUUGAAGUUAGGAAAGAUACCAUCAUGCCUCCACCUUCAAACCCAGCAGAAGAGGUCUUUAAGAAACCAUAGUUUGAGCUUUGAGUGGGCCAAGUCCCCUCAGAACACAAGCACCUGCUUGAGCUUAGUCCUCCCUCAUCUCUGGAAGAGGAGGGGUUUCCAGAGACCCUACCAAAGCCUUGGUGACCAACAGAGGUGUGCAGAUUGUGGUACUGGAGAAAAGGGCAAGAGCUAAAGCACUAGAAAGGCUUUCCUUCCUGGAGUCAUUGUAGGGAGAGCAUCAGUCUCCAUCUCGCAUAAAAAACUGUUACAUGUUCGAGGGGUGCUGGUUAUCAUCUGUGACUUCAUUCCUCCACUGAGCCAGCAAAAAUAAUCUGACCACCUAUUAUGUUCUUCAGAGACUCAAGUACCAUUGGUACCAUCAAUUCACAAUAUCUAGUUUGGCUUGUUUCAGCUUAAAGAGGGGGAAAAAAUCAUUCCCGAGCUUUAACAUCACAAGCUACACUGGGCCCAACCCAAAUUAAUAAAAUGGCUUUGAUUUCUUGCAAAGCAUUUUAACUGUAUAUCCAGCCUGCAGAAGUAGACACAGUGACAGCACUGACAGCAUCCUCACAGCCUGAGAUUGGUAAUUACAGUUGUUAUAUCUGGAAUUUAUAAUGAAUUUUAUAAUGCACAUUUUUCAGUUUCUUACUAAUUGCCCUCUAUUAAGAAUACUAUCUAAAGUAGAAGUUACCACCAAAUUACCAAUCAAAUUAUUAUUAAUGAUUAGAGAUUUAGUUUAAAACUCUUUUGGCCUUAGGCACCCAUUUAUCUCAGUUGCCUUUUCCAGGACACAAUCUUGUCUUCUCACUCUCAGGCUGUCUCCAGCCCAGGAUGGCACACGUGCUGUGUAUACACAGGGUACACUUUGAGUACACAGGGACAGCUGUCAACAGAGCCCACUCUAGAUGGGCAGGCCCCAGGUAAUCCUUGGCUGUGAGACAGAACAGGAUGUUCCUGCAUUAAAACAGAGUAGAAAGAACUCAGCAUCUGGCAAUAAUAUUUAUUUUCAUGAGUUUAGAGUAACCACAUGAUUUAUAAAUAGUUAAUUGAAUCAGUGACCUAAGACAGUUGUAGGCAUUUACACCACAUUAAAUAAAUCAAAACUGUUCAUUUGAUUUUGUGAUUGUGCCUCUCAAAUGAACUCUUCAAAAAAAAUGCUUGAGGUCCGUAAGUUUGGCUUUUUUUGGUGCUAGAACUAAAUUCUUGACUCCUAUAACACUCUAGAAAUUGUCACAAAAUAGAACAAAGGCUUUCUUCUUUUGUUGCUUAUUGAAUCUUAUAGAACUAACAGCUUUUAGAAAUAAUUGAAUGCGUAAAUAAGAUAGGAACCUAUUUAAAAUAGUGUUUUGACAAUAAAUACUUAUUUGAAAUUUUUCCUUCACUUCAGUCAGCAACACAGCGUUAGAAUUUUGCACAUCAUUUGAGAUCCCUUGAGUUCAUUCAAUGAGGAAGUUACAGAAUCGUUUUUCUGGUAGAUCCUGUGAACUUUCUCAGUUAUUCCUUCCUUCACCUGCAUUACACACACUGGGAUGAAAGUUGUUUGAUGUUCCUUAAUACCUUUUACACAUGUAUCUUUGUUUUUGAAAUAUAUAAGAAAUAUUUUAUUAAAUCAAGAUAUAGGAAAUAGUCCUUAGCCCAGUAAUAAAAGUGGUGCAUUAGACUUCAGCAUGUGGGGAAAUCAUUCAUCAUUUACAAUGUGAAGAUAUUAUACCACUUACCAAGUAAAUAUCAGAAAUUUUUAUUUAAAUAUUGAUUGUUCUAUUUUUAUGACCACAAGAAAAGUAUCUUGGCUUCAGCUACCAUAUGUUUAUCUUGAAUGCUUUUGUAAUUAUGUCUUUUUGGAUUAUGGGCUAUUGAUGCCACAGGUCAGCUACUUUACAUACAGUAAAAUCCAGAUUAUCUUUUCUGUUUUGGGUCAGUGGCCUAAACUGAACAUUUUUUUCAGUCAAGUUUAACUAGAAACCUCUUUCUUUGUGUCCAAAGUGAAAUAUUUAUAAAGUGUAUUAAUAUGUUUUCCUACCUUGCCAAGUCCAGCAAUAUUGAAUGUACUUUGGUCUUUGGUAACGCUCUAAUCUUCAAAAUCAUCUGAUACACUUUAUUUUAAGUAUCAGCAUAGGUUAAAAAAUUGGACUAAGUUCACAUGUGUAGCAUAUAACACAGAGGUUGGAUUGGAUUUUGAAACCUUUUUUUUUUUUUUUUUUUUU